Spodoptera frugiperda (fall armyworm) is the source of this 1282-nucleotide messenger RNA. RefSeq lists its product as uncharacterized. NCBI's taxonomy places the organism in Eukaryota, Metazoa, Arthropoda, Insecta, Lepidoptera, Noctuidae. The coding region runs from base 228 to 647 and encodes 139 amino acids. The transcript has a single exon. The record is from RefSeq and is a predicted model, not a curated record.
UCAAUUAAAGUGUUUAUGCAUUAAACAAAAAAGCUAAAUAUUACAUGUUAACCAGUAAUCUCGACUAGGUAACACCUUAAACUACAACGUAGGUAAAUAAUACGCACGAUAAAGCUGAUAACGUUAUCAAUGUAUCAAAAACCGCUGUCAAAGCAGGACGUGUAUCGGAUAAUAAUAACGCGAAAUUAAAUGUUUAGUGUAAUAAAGACAAAGAAAGGGACAAUAAAAUGGAAGUAGACCUAAGUGGAAAAGUGGCGAUAGUGACUGGUGCCAGUUCAGGUAUCGGAGCAGCGACCGCGAUAGCAUUCGCUAAACAUGGUGCUAAGCUAUCACUAGUAGGACGGGACGAGGUGAGGCUACUGCAGACAGCGAACAAGUGUGUGGAAGUGAGUAUGAGUAACGAAGUGCCAUUAUGGGUACGACUGGAUCUGACACAACCAGGCGCCUGCGAGGCAGUCGUGAACAAGACCGUGGAAACAUACGGCAAGCUAGACAUAUUAGUGAACAGUGCCGGCAAAGUUGUACUAUCAGACCUUAGCGAUGAAUCAAUGGAUAUACUUGACGAUUUAAUGAACUUAAACUUUAGAGUGCCGUAUCGUAUGACGCAACUGUCGCUACGGCAUUUGGAGAAAACGAAGGGAACAUAAUAAAUAUUGGCAGUUCGAUGUCUAAGCGACGUUUGCCUGGAACAUUGGGGUACACUAUAUCUAAGGAGGCAUUGCAGACGUUUAGUAGACAAGCUGCAUUAGAAUUAGCACCUUUAGGAAUAAGGAUAAACUGUAUAACUCCUGGACCUUCAAGGACUAACAUUCGAGCUCCUAUAAUCGUCAAUAAUCCACACUUACAUGGAGAUAGACGUGUAGCUUACGCUCAAUAUCUUGAUAAUGGGACCUUUUUGGAUCCAAAUGAAAUUGCUACGUUGAUAUGUUGGGCGGCGAGCGAUGUGUUCCCUAAUUUGAAUGGUGCUGAUAUGUUGCUUGAUGGAGCACAUUGCAUGGCUUCGGCAACGUAAUCUACAUCAGUUAUUGUAUAGAUCAUCAUCAUCGUGGCACUAUCAUCAUCAUCAGCUGCUUUGCCGGAGACAUCGUCAUUCCUCCUAGCUAGAGGCUGAUCCAUGCUAUCGAAACAAGUUUUGUGUAUGACAUGAGUUCUUGUAAAAACGUGUAAUGGUAUUUGAUCAAGUGUAAAGUUUUAAAUAUUAUGUUCAUUGUCAUAUUUCCUAUUUAUAUGUUAGUUUGUUAGUGUAAGAAAAUGUAAGUAUUACAAAUUGUAAAUGGAUAAA